AUGAAGAUCUCUUUUUCUUCUAUUCUCCUCAUAUUCAUUGUCAUUUUCAUCACUUCUUCUUCAGAAAAUAAUAAAAUGGUAGGAGAAGCAAAGAAGUACUGUUUUGAUAAGUGGAGAUGUGAAGGAGAAGACGAGUGCAGACAAAAAUGCAUUGAUGUUCAUAAGGGAAAUGGAAUAUGUGAUUUGUUCACUGCUUUUCCGGUUCCUAAGGAAUGUUUAUGCCGAUAUGAUUGCUAG
Eruca vesicaria subsp. sativa (arugula) is the source of this 237-nucleotide messenger RNA. Lineage: Eukaryota; Viridiplantae; Streptophyta; Magnoliopsida; Brassicales; Brassicaceae. The record is from the annotation of a GenBank genome assembly.